Molecule: messenger RNA, 585 nt
Organism: Rotaria sp. Silwood2
Lineage: Eukaryota; Metazoa; Rotifera; Eurotatoria; Philodinida; Philodinidae
Source: the annotation of a GenBank genome assembly
AUGACAUAUAUUGAGCCAAAUCUUAAUUCUUCAUUAAGUAAAAAAAUUGAACAUCAAGUUGAACUGAUUCAUUAUGAUUAUCAUAUUCGAGCAUUGGAAUUAGAAUACUUUCAACAUAAACCAAAUGAAUAUCAAAAACAACUAAUGAUACAAAUUUGUCAAAGUCAAUAUGAACAAGAAACAUCAGAACAAGAAUAUGAAUUGUUAAAACAAAAAAUUGCCUAUUACAAUUUACCAAGUCAAUCAUUUGAAUGCUCAACAAUAUCUCAUCAUCCUUUAAUUGAUUCUAUUCAAAGUUUAACUGUCCAAGAAGCAUUAAAGAAACAAUUCAAAGAAGUUGCUAUACAAUCGAGAAUUACUUUAUUUAAUAUGUAUCUGAAAUCAGCUGAAGAUCAACGAGAAGAAUAUAAAAAGAAACAUGAACUUAACUUAAAGAAAAUGGAUGCAUCUCAACAUACAUUGAAUAAUAAUGAAAAGUUAUCUUCAACAUUCGUACAACUUAUUAAUGAACGUUGUAAUAAAAUUAGUGAACGUAUUAAAUCUACUUAUAAAUUCAAGUCUGAAUCAAUUCUUUUGAAAUCCUAA